Chara braunii is the source of this 843-nucleotide messenger RNA. The record is from the annotation of a GenBank genome assembly. NCBI's taxonomy places the organism in Eukaryota, Viridiplantae, Streptophyta, Charophyceae, Charales, Characeae.
GGAAGGAAGGAAGUCUAGAUCCCAAUCCAGGAGCGGCAAAAUCAAGAUUCGUCAGUCGAGCAUUCUAUUGCCGUCGUACAACGAAGGUUAAAAAAAAGCUGCAAAAAGUUAUUGUUGAAGGUGACGGAGCAAUGAACCAGAACCAGGGUCAGGGUUCUCGUAUCGUUAAACUCGAAGACGUGAUGCUGAUGCUGAAGGAGAUCGUCGGGAAGGUCGAUGGGAAGAAUCCUGCCAAGGGGAACGAGAAUGCAAAGGCGUCAACAACCAUGAGAUCAAGUACGGUGCAAAAUGAGGAGCGGACCGAAGAGAAGGCUGGAGCGAAGUCCGACGACUCCGAGGAAGAGGAGGGUGAGAAGUUGCGAAUGAAUCGAGGAAGCAGUUCCUAUGGGAGUAAGCGGGAGAUAGGAGUAAUAGAAUAUAUGAGACAAAGAUUGGAUCACUACAUGGAGAUGAACGGGAGAAAAGUGAAGAGUUUGUGUCUCAAACAGAGCGUGAAGUGGGUAAGAAAAGAGAAAGGUGCUUCGGAGCUUGCCAGGCGAGACACCAAGGAAUUCACCCAAUUAGUGAAUGGAGGUGAAGGAGCAGAAGCCGAGGAUGAGGAACAUUCAGAUGCCACCCGCGACAAUCAAGAAAAUGUACAAGCCGCAUCUGACGCGAACGACUUAGAAGACAUUUCGGGAAAUUAGUCCCGAGAAAGAAGAGUCGUUAUGAUGGUCUGAAUCCAUGAGGUUGAAAAGCAGCCAAUCCGCUAUUUGGAGGAUGACUGGCUUGACAGUGGAGGAUACCGGGACAUCAACAGUGUUGGCCCUCAGCCAAACAAAAUAAUGAAUCUAACCUACCUAU